UUCACCCCCUACCCAACGCCUACUCUACCUUGCCCAGCGCCCACUGGCCACUACUAGUGAUGUACGAAAAAAUCUUCGCCCCUAAAUCUCAACUCCCCAACACCAUUUCUGUCCCUCUUUCUCUCUUAAUUGUGGCCGGGAAAUCACAAAUUUUUUUAUGGAAAUUAGCUGAAACUGUAACAAACUACUAUUAUACCAAGAAAUCUUGAAAAAUGUGGAAUCUUGCAAAGACCCAUUAUGGUUUCGUGAGUUACAGUGGGAUUUCUUGAUUUUUCUUGCAGGUUUGCAUAUGGUGAUGAUUAAAAGGCUUCUGGACAAGUGUAUUUUGGUUUGAAAGCACAAUGUGAAUGGUGAAUUUCCAUAUCUUUACUCUGUAUGUGUAUGUAAUUUCUUGGUUGUGGAGAUGGUGGCUGCUGUUUCUGAAAACCCCAAAAUCAUAUCUUCAAGAAGAUCUCCAUUAUUGUCUUCCGAAAAAGAGGACAAAAAUGGGGUUUCAAACAAUACCAAGAGACCCAAAUCAAGAAUUGUUUCUUCAAGAUAUAUGUCCCCUUCAACUUCAACUUCAACUUCCACUUCCACUUCAAAUUCAUCCUCAAUUUCUUCAUCUUCCUCUUCUUCUGGAAGGUAUCCCUCUCCUUUAGUUUCAAGGAACUCGACUCCGGUGUCCAAGAUUCCUUCUUUAUGCCCCAAGAGGUCUGUGUCUGCAGACCGGAGGAGGCCAGUGGCUGCCAGGCCUUUAGCGCCUGAUCUUGAUUCCAAGCAUGGGAAUUUGACUGAAGUUUCAGCAGCUGCAAAGCUGCUGGUCACUUCUACUCGGAGUUUAUCAGUUUCCUUUCAAGGUGAAGCCUUUUCGCUACCAAUUAGUAAGACUAAGGCUGCCCCGCCUUCGCCAAAUUUGAGUAGUGUGAGGAAGGGAACACCAGAGAGGAGGAGAAGUAGUACUCCAUUGAGAGGAAAGAGGGGAGGAGAUCAAGUAGAUAAUUCUAAGAAUGUUGAUCAGCAUAUGUGGCCGGCAAAGAACCGGUUGGUGAAUCCAUUGUCAAGGAGUGCGGAUUGUAGCGGCUGCAGUGUAGAGAGGAGCAAGCUCAUUGGAUCUGGCAGUGUGGUUCGUGCAUUUCAACAACCUAUGAUUGAUGAGAGGAAGGCGAGACUUGAUGGUAGGUCGAGCCUUGAUUUGGACUAUUCAGAUCUUUUAAAGACGGCUCAACUAGUUAUGGAUAGGAAUUUGGUUAAUAAUGAGUCAUCUGUACCAUCUGAUCUCACUGCAUCUGAUUCGGACAGUGUUUCUUCUGGUAGCCCUUCCGAAGUUCAAGAAAGUGGUGGGGAUUUCCGUGGAAGAAGUGGUCCUCGUGGAAUUGUUGGUUCGGCUAGGUUUUGGCAAGAAACCCAUAGUCGGCUGAGGAGGUUGCAGGAUCCAGGCUUGCCCUUAUCCACAAAUCCCAGUUCAAAACUAAUUGUGCCGCCAAAGUUGAAAAAGUAUGCAAGUGAUGGUCCGUUGUCAUCCUCACGAACAAUGUCAUCCCCUAUUCGUGGAGGUAUUAGACCUGCAUCUCCGAGCAAGCUUAUGACGCCUGUGGAAUCAUCUCCAUCCCGGGGAAUUAGUCCAUCUCGUAUCAGAAAUGCUGUUAGCACCAUUACUAGUAAAUUUAAUGAGACACCAUCAGUUCUUAGUUUUGCUGUUGAUGUUCAGAGAGGGAAAGUAGGCAAGAACUGGAUUGCUGAUGCCCACCUGUUGAGACUUCUGUAUAAUCGGCACCUCCAGUGGCGUUUUGCCAAUGCUAGGACUGAAGUGGUCUUGCUGGUGCAGACACACAGUGCUGAGAAAAAUCUAUGGAAUGCAUGGAUAACAAUCUCAGAACUACGCGACACUGUCACCAAAAAAAGACACCGAUUGCAGUUGCUUAGACAAAAGUUAAAGCUAGCCUCCAUUCUCAAGGGACAAAUGAUGUUUUUAGAAGAUUGGGGUUCUCUGGAUAAAGAUCAGUCCAUCUCUUUGCUUGGAGCUAUUAAAGCUUUGAAGGCUAGCACUCUUCGUCUUCCUGUCGUCGGAGGAGCAACUGCUGACAUCCAGAGCUUGAAGGAUGCUAUUGGUUCAGCAGUUGAUGUUAUGCAGGCUAUGACGUCAUCAAUAUGUUCACUUCUGCCAAUGGUUGAGGAAGUAAAUUAUUUGACGGCAGAACUAGCGAAAGUUACGGCUAAAGAGCGAGUUUGGCUCGAACAAUGCACAGAUCUUAUAUCCAUGUUAGCAGCCAUGCAGGUCAAAGACAGUAGUCUGAGAACAAGUAUAUUACAAAAAAUCCGCGUAUCAACUGCCUGACGACACAUUAACAACUGACCUCAUCUGACUAUCGAAUAUAGAUGCUAACAUCAUACGAAGCUUUCAACCUAGUGAAGGCUGCAUCGAAGGUACUGGAUGACGAGUCUUGGAUUAUCAUUUUGGCAUUUUGUUAACACAUUGAUGUCUCCAUUCUGUACUCCGGAUAUUGAAUAGAAGAAGGAAAUUAUAUUUCCUUUUCAUUAAUUAGCUAAUAGCAUUUCUUUCUUCUUCUAUAUACUUCUCAUUUCAUGGAAAUGAAAUCUGAUGUAAAUUUGUAAUGCAGCUAUUGCAAUUGAUUCAUAGGUUCGAGGAUAACU
Olea europaea var. sylvestris is the source of this 2634-nucleotide messenger RNA. Its product is annotated as QWRF motif-containing protein 2-like. Gene Ontology annotation, biological process: spindle assembly; centrosome cycle. Gene Ontology annotation, molecular function: microtubule binding. The record is from RefSeq and is a predicted model, not a curated record. Bases 404 to 2317 code for a protein of 637 amino acids. Gene Ontology annotation, cellular component: nuclear microtubule; centrosome; cytoplasm. The transcript has 7 exons. NCBI's taxonomy places the organism in Eukaryota, Viridiplantae, Streptophyta, Magnoliopsida, Lamiales, Oleaceae.